GUUGAGCCAUGUCGGCCAUUCCAAUGAUGUGGCGUAGAAGGCUGCGCCGCUUGGGCAAAUUGGCUUUGGCAGCUGCAGCUGCAGGUCUUUCCGUGCUUGCGUACCAAAAAUUUCAGGAAAGAUGGCGUCGAAAACAGCUGGAGGAGCACCUGGAAAGGUGGACAAGUCGAGGACCAGCCAAAGAGCCGGUGGUGGAAUGUCAGGUGCCAGUGGAGCAUGGUGCAUCAGGGGAGGAUUUGGAGUACGACGUGGUGGAGGUACCUGUGGGUCUCGCCUUUGAAUGCGAGAGGCUAAGGCACCAGCUCCGAGAGAAAUUCCUUUGUGAUGACCUCAAGCUGGUGGAGGAGUUGUCAAGCUACUUUGCAAAAAAAGGAGGAGAGGAAGACGAAGAGGAGGAAGCUUUACUGCAAUUGCCAUGGAUCGACUUGGCUGCCUUGGCACAGCUCACGUAUUGGUACGAUCGACGGCCUCGUGGUGAUGAGGAGGUGGAACUUCCCAAAGAGGAGCGACCUCGAGAUGCCAAGUACGGGCGGUGGACCAAGAAGAUCAGCCGGGAGAAGGUGAUCUAUUCUUCUGUGGGGCUGAAGUCUCGAGUUCGUACCCGAGGACAUCUUGGAGCCAAGGUAUUUCGCCGACCGGCUGGAGUGGAUGUGACCCGUUUGUCCACACUUCAGCGUGCGGCAUCGCUGUGUGGUCAUGACCCAUUGCUAGAGCUGGUUGAGACCACCAUGGAGAGCCUGAGACCGCGGAACGUGGCACGGAUUCCAUGGUCGGAGGUGGAAAAGCACAGCAGCAAGGAUGACCUUUGGCUUCUGAUCGAUGGCAAGGUCUAUGACGUGACCUCCUUCCUAUCGCUUCAUCCAGGCGGUGGUCAACUGGUGGUGGAUGCCGCUGCACAGGAUUCCACGUCGCUCUUCGAGCGGACGCAUGGAGAAGGACUCAGGUAUUCCCUGCGGCUGUUGAACCAGUUCUUCAUCGGUGUUUGCGAGAACCCUGGCGAGGCAAAACCUGCAGAGGAGGAGCAGCCGACACCCGAGUUCCUCAGCACCUUGAGGUCGAUCACUGGUGCACUCCAUACCUUUGAUGAGGCCAAGGCCACUGGAGAAGCUCAAGGCAUUUUGAGAUUGUGCAGUCUGUUGACCAAAGUUGGUCGCAACAAAAGCAGAGCGAAUCCGCCGUUGGAGCGACAGUGGCGAGAAGUGAAUAAGUGA
Cladocopium goreaui is the source of this 1211-nucleotide messenger RNA. NCBI's taxonomy places the organism in Eukaryota, Dinophyceae, Suessiales, Symbiodiniaceae. The record is from the annotation of a GenBank genome assembly.